AUGUCCAAUUCAGAGGACCCUCUCCUUUCCGACCUGUGCUCAAUCUGUCACAUCCAUACGCCGAAAUAUCGCUGUCCCCGCUGCUCAACGCGUUCCUGUUCCCUGCCUUGUUCUCGUCGUCACAAGCUGUGGUCGCAAUGUUCUGGAGUCCGCGACCCGGCAGCUUACCUCCGUCGCAACGAACUAGCCACUGAGUCCGCUUUUGACCAGGACUUUAACUUUAUCACGGGGAUCGAGAGACGGCUGGAGCGCGCGGAGAGAGAAGCAGAGAACAGAGGCAUACAAAUAGACCCCGAGCGCCAUAAGUUUGCAGAUCUUGCUGCCGUGGGGCUGCAGCAUGAAGUGAACGAGGAGGAUGACGGUGCGCGGAAGAGGAAGAGGCCGAAUAACGAUGGGGGGAUGGUGAAGGGAGAGGCGGGAUUUCUGCGUGGUGCUGAAGAUGCAGGCGUUACAGUGGUUCGAGCGCCAAAGGGUAUGAGUCGGAGUAAGAACAAUGGAUCGAGAUGGCAUCCUAAACUAAAGUGCUUGAAUUGGAUGGCGGAGUGGAUCAUGCCGGAUGGUCAGAAGAGGAGUAGAAAUUGCCUGGAAUCGAGCACAAUUGCGGAUGCAUUUGAUCGCGUCUAUCCCCUACCUAAGCAGGAGAGAGAAAAGAAGAAAAAGGAGGAGGAGCAGACCUCAGACCAGGGUGCAGAAAAGGACCAGAGACCUGGGUCCGAAUCUCGCGAUACCCUUCUUUCAUCGGACGCUGUGACUUUCCCUCAAGCAGCCACGCCAGUUAUUGAUGGUGAGGCACAACCAGAGGACACUCCAACGGACGAACAAUCAUCUACACAAAUGGCAGAGGUCACCGCCCAUCGCAAUUUCUUUUUCUAUCUUCACCGUCCGCGGACCGCUACGAAACAAACCGUACUGAUCCCUCUACCACCGAGGAUGAAUUUCACCACCGCUCUUCGAGGCCACACUGUCUUGGAGUUUCCUACUAUUUACGUGCUUCAUGAGUCUCCUGAUGAAGUACUCUCCAAACGGGAAGAAUCUAAAUUCCUGUUGGAGGAGGAAUAUGUCCGUGCACAUCCAAAUCCAGAGCCCGAGCUGGGUGAAAUAGCCGUGGAAAGUGAUACCCAGCUGCUACCUGGUUCAAAGGAUCUUACAAAUAUCGAUGAGAAGAAGGUCCUAGAAGUGUUGAAAAAGGACCUGUUUGAGUCCGUACCGGCAGCUGCAUUGGAAAUAUAG
Aspergillus tanneri is the source of this 1230-nucleotide messenger RNA. Its product is annotated as zinc finger HIT domain-containing protein. The transcript has 3 exons. Bases 1 to 1230 code for a protein of 409 amino acids. The record is from RefSeq and is a predicted model, not a curated record. Gene Ontology annotation, cellular component: nucleus; pre-snoRNP complex. Gene Ontology annotation, biological process: maturation of LSU-rRNA from tricistronic rRNA transcript (SSU-rRNA, 5.8S rRNA, LSU-rRNA); box C/D snoRNP assembly; snoRNA localization. NCBI's taxonomy places the organism in Eukaryota, Fungi, Ascomycota, Eurotiomycetes, Eurotiales, Aspergillaceae.